CCUCCCUGCGUCCUUUUGUUCCGCGACCGCAGGGCGGGGUGGGUUCAACUUUCACCGUCUUCUCGUCUGUCCUCCUGAACGGCCAUGAUUUCCCAGUUCUUCAUUCUGUCCUCCAAGGGGGACCCGCUCAUCUACAAAGACUUUCGCGGAGACAGUGGUGGUCGUGAUGUGGCCGAGCUCUUUUACCGGAAGCUGACGGGGCUGCCUGGAGGCGAGUCUCCGGUUGUCAUGUAUCAUGAUGACCGUCAUUUCAUUCACAUCAGACACAGUGGUCUCUAUUUGGUGGCCACAACCUCAGAAAACGUCUCUCCUUUCAGCCUCCUGGAGCUGCUUUCCCGGUUAGCCACUCUCUUGGGUGACUACUGUGGCUCACUCAGUGAGGGAACCAUCUCACGGAAUGUGGCUCUUGUUUACGAACUCCUGGAUGAAGUGCUGGAUUACGGCUAUGUGCAGACUACGUCCACGGAAAUGCUCCGGAACUUCAUCCAGACAGAAGCUGUGGUCAGCAAGCCCUUCAGCCUCUUUGACCUCAGCAGCGUUGGAUUGUUCGGAGCAGAGACACAGCAGAACAGAGUGGCCCCAAGCAGUGCAGCCAGUCGACCGGUCUUGUCCAGUCGCUCUGACCAGAGCCAAAAGAAUGAAGUGUUUUUAGAUGUGGUCGAGAGGCUGUCUGUACUGAUUGCAUCUAAUGGUUCACUGUUGAAGGUGGAUGUCCAGGGAGAGAUACGGCUCAAGAGCUUCCUUCCUAGCGGUUCUGAGAUGUACAUAGGCUUGACAGAAGAAUUUUGUGUGGGAAAGUCAGAACUGAGAGGAUAUGGGCCAGGCAUCCGAGUUGAUGAGGUGUCGUUCCAUAGCUCUGUCAAUCUGGAUGAGUUUGAGUCUCAUCGGAUCCUCCGCCUGCAGCCACCUCAGGGCGAGCUGACCGUGAUGCGAUACCAACUGUCGGAUGACCUCCCCUCACCGCUCCCCUUCCGGCUCUUCCCCUCUGUACAGUGGGACCGAGGUUCAGGCCGGCUCCAGAUUUACCUGAAGUUACGGUGUGACCUGCCACCAAAGAGCCAAGCUCUCAACAUUCAUCUGCACCUUCCCCUGCCUCGAGGGGUAGUCAGCCUGUCUCAGGAAUUGAGCAGCCCUGAUCAGAAGGCAGAGCUGGUAGAAGGAGCCCUCCACUGGGACCUGCCCCGAGUACAAGGAGGCUCUCAACUCUCAGGCCUUUUCCAGAUGGAUGUCCCUGGCUCACAGGGGCCUCCCAGCCAUGGGCCCUCCCCAUCAGCGCCUCCCUUGGGGCUGGGACCUGCCAGCCUCUCCUUUGAACUCCCUCGGCAUACAUGCUCUGGCCUCCAGGUUCGCUUCCUUAGGCUGUCCUUUAGCGCCUGUGGUAGUGCCAACCCUCACAAGUGGGUGCGACAUCUGAGCCACAGCAACGCCUACGUAAUUCGGAUUUGAAACUUCCCAAACAAGGAUAUAGACAGCAAAGUCAGCAGGCAGUUGAACGGGAAGAGGACAUUUUCUUUCUUGUGUCUUUGGAUCUGGACAGGAAGAGUCCCAAGACCAGGAAGGUUCCACGGACUCAUCCUUUCUGCUGUAUGUGACGCAGGGAAGCUCACAAACUUACAAAUCCAACUUUUAUUCUGAGGAACUUACUGUACAGUAUCUAAAAAGAAAGUCACUGGGGGAAACAACCUCCUCCCUCCCGCGUUCUUGGUGCGUGGAGGAAUCUGCACAAGAGGAGGUCAGCAGAUGUGAUGCUGUCACAGAGCAGGCUGAGGGGAGCCAGGUCCAGUCGGCUGGGAGCCAUUAGCCUUUGGAGUCCCUGGAGCUGGAGGGGGGCUUUCCCCAGCUUCCUGCUUCCCCCCACAGAGGGCACUGCCCCCCAGUGGGGAUGGUGAAGACGAUGGAGGAGGGACUGGAGAAGGAUGAGAAGGAGGGCCUCCUUUGCCUUCCCCUGUCGGGGGAAGGGAAACCACGAUGUAUUUCUGAACACUGCCAGGGCCAGCAGGGGCUGUGCUUGGGGGUGCGGUGGUGGCCGUGGAGACCAGCUUGACGAUGGGCUGCACGCUGGGAACCGUGGUGGUGACGGGAGAGGUAGUGGUAGAGCCUGAGCCAGGAGCUGAGGUGCUGAGGGACAGGACCUGGGGGAGGAAGGAGGGCAGCGUGAGUGUGGGGACUCCGUGCUGCCUGCCUCACACCUGGAGGGCCUGCGCCAUUGUCCUUGCUUCCCUCUGCUCCUGUGCUCCCUUGCAGUCCCCAAUGAGGGGUCAAGAUCCAGGAGGCUGCUGCUAGCUUGAGGCCUCCAAGAUCCUGACAAGGGGCCCUCCUACCUUCUGAGUUUGAGGCUGGAGGGGUUAGGCCUCCACUGGAGACUUUCCCCAGGCACCCCUCACACCCCUCACCCUGGCCCCACAUACCUGCUGGGUCGAUGAGGCACUGGAAGAUGAGGACAUUACAAUAAACUUGGUUGGGGGAGGAGAAGGCUGAGGAGGGGCAGCAGCUCUAGCAGACACCAGGGUCUGGACAGGCAAGGCAAUGGAACCAGGAACCUUCAAUAAGCCGGGGGUCCGAGGGCCUGGCUGAGGGGCCUGCGAGAGGGUCAGUGUGGGCCGAGGCUGUGAGGAGAGACAGGGAGAAAGUGUCAACAUUGAAGGCAGACCUCGGUUGCACUUGCUCUUAGCUCUUCAUUGGGGGUGGCAGUAGGGUGAGGCUCCCCGAGACUGCUGGCGGUGGCCAGUCCUGUCCCAAACCUGCCCAUUUCCUGUCGGCCUCCUCCCGCAGCGGCUGACCUGUGUGAUGGUGAGUGUGGUCCUGUUGACCUGCUGAGCUUGUAGAGCAGCCUGGGCCCUGGCCUUCACCACAUGGGAGCAGAGAAGGGGCCCAAGGGACCCAAAUUCUCCCCGGUAGGCAUCCUGAUUGUCAGGUGGAGGGCGCAGCUUCGCCAGGACCGGGGCACAGUGUUUCUGCAGAGAAGGCAAAGUGAGGGCUGGUACCCCGCAGCAAAUGUGAGAGGAGCCCCCCAUUGCUGUCGUUGGAGGCCGUGAUGAAAAGCUGCUGUUCUUCCAGUGGGAAGGCGUCUGAGCUGGGGGUGGUGUUCACCCUGGUAGUCCCAGCACUCAUGCUGGAGGACCAGAGUUCCAGGCUAGCCAGAGCUACAAAGAGAACUUCAAGGCUAGCCUGGACAGAUGGACUGUCUCAAAAUGAAAAAAAAAAGAGGGCCAAGGAGACCAUAGCUCAGUGGUAGUGCUUUGAAAACAUGCACGUGGCCCUAGGUUCAAUUCCCAGCGGCACACAGGCAAAAAGGGAAAUGGGGACUGGAGAGGUGGCUCAGAGGUUUAGAGCACUUGCUCUUCCAGAGGUUGCUUGCUCACAACUACCUGGAACUCCAGUUCUAGAUUUGCUGCCUUCCUCUGGCUUUUGUGGGCAUCUGUACACACAGUGUCCAUUCAUGCAAACAUACAAAAAAACUUGUAAAAAUAAAAAGGAUGAUCUCAGUGGGUGUGGUGGUGCAUUGCUGUAAUCUUAGCACUCAGGAAAGCAGAGGCAGCAGGGUUGCCACAGGGCCAGCAUGGUCUACCUCACAAGUUCCAGACUAGCCAGGGCAAGACCCCAUCUGUAAGAGUCAACAAAUAAAGUUUCCUUCCCUACGGA
Molecule: messenger RNA, 3642 nt
Organism: Peromyscus maniculatus bairdii (prairie deer mouse)
Lineage: Eukaryota; Metazoa; Chordata; Mammalia; Rodentia; Cricetidae
Gene: Ap4m1
Product: adaptor related protein complex 4 subunit mu 1
Biological process (GO): intracellular protein transport; vesicle-mediated transport
Cellular component (GO): clathrin adaptor complex
Source: RefSeq, a predicted model, not a curated record